This is a messenger RNA of Plectropomus leopardus (leopard coralgrouper), 331 nucleotides long. Lineage: Eukaryota; Metazoa; Chordata; Actinopteri; Perciformes; Serranidae. The record is from RefSeq and is a predicted model, not a curated record.
UGCUGAUGGGACCAUUAGCAGCAUCAGUGGCUCUGCAUGGUCUAAAGACCCAGCUGAGCCUGCCAAGCUGCAGGUCUCCUUCUUUGAGAACUCUCCCCCUGCUCCUUACUGGGUGCUGUCCACCGACUACGACAACUACUCUCUGGUCUACAGCUGCACCGACCUCGGUGUGCUGCACGUGGAGUUUGCCUGGAUCAUGAGCAGGCAGCCCACCCUGCCCGAGGAGACCCUGGAGGAGCUGCACAGCACCCUGUCCUCCAUCGGAGUCAGAGUGGACAAGCUGCUCACCACUAACCAGGACGUAGAGUACUGCAGCGCCAUGAACCAGUAA